CCCCACUUUUUUGUUAUUUGACGUUUAGCUGUCAGCUGCACAGAUGACAUUUAAUAAAAAUUUUUGUUAGUUGCAAAGUGUCAGCGUGAGUGGUUGUUGUGUGUAUAUACAGUGAACAGUACAACAGAAGACAACAGGACUUUUAAGCUAACUGGCGUUACCUUGACUACGUAUUACAAUGGAUCACUCGCAACAUACACUGCACGAAGGUCACAACAUGGAUCAUUCUAUAGAUCACUCGCUUCAUCACUCCGGUAUGGAUAUGGUCAUGCAGAUGUAUUUUAAAUUUAGUACGGACGAAUAUGUACUUUUUAAGGCAUGGCAUUUUACGACUGCUGGCGGUCUUAUAGGCUCUAUGAUAGGAAUAGCUAUAUUGGCAGCGAUAUACGAAGGUCUUAAAUAUUUUAGGGAAUAUUUGUUUUGGAAAACCUACAACUCUUUACAGUAUAGGGCAGUUUCGCUUCCAGAUAAAAAUGCCACCCCCGAGGAGCCUCAAGUAGUUCAAAUGAUUGGUGGGGUUAUACAUAAGAAACCGCCUACAAUGAUGAGCAAGAUGCACGCCCUUCAAACGAUCCUACACAUGGUCCAGAUGGUCUUGUCGUACUUCCUGAUGUUAAUCUUCAUGACUUUCAACGUGUGGCUCUGCAUGGCAGUAGUGGUUGGCGCAGGAAUAGGAUAUUUUCUCUUCGGAUGGAAAAAAUCUGUGGUGGUCGACGUAACGGAACAUUGUCACUGAUACCAACCGAACAAAUGCUUAGUAUCAUUUAGGAUUUUAAGAUAGAUAAUAUAUCUUAGAGUAAGAUAAAACCAAAGUGUAUCAGCUGCGAAAAGUCUGCUAAAACUGACCAGAAAAACUUCAAACAGUAUGUAAAAAUAAAGUAAAACAUUGAUACUUUUGUGCCUUCAAGAUAUAUGAAUACUUUAGAAAAAAUUAUCUAAAAUUUAAUAAAAAAAAUUUAAUAAAAAAAUGUUUUAACUUC
Molecule: messenger RNA, 980 nt
Organism: Diabrotica virgifera virgifera (western corn rootworm)
Lineage: Eukaryota; Metazoa; Arthropoda; Insecta; Coleoptera; Chrysomelidae
Gene: Ctr1A
Product: high affinity copper uptake protein 1
Exons: 7
Coding region: 179-736 (185 amino acids)
Biological process (GO): copper ion transmembrane transport
Cellular component (GO): membrane
Molecular function (GO): copper ion transmembrane transporter activity
Source: RefSeq, a predicted model, not a curated record